AUGUUGAGGCCACGAUAUCAAUAUGGGGGGAUCAUAUUGGCGCAGCUGCUGCUUCAUCUGCUAUUCCCAAAACAUACUACUGUCGUCGCUGCUGCUGAUCUAAGUUCAGACAAACAAGCCCUUCUGGACUUCGCUUCUGCAGUUCCUCAUCCCCGUGCCAGGAAACUCAACUGGAAUGCUCAACCAUCAUCAUCAUCAUCCUCAGUCUGCAGGUCUUGGGCCGGCGUCACCUGCACCGCCAACGCCACCCGUGUCCUUGAGCUUCGGCUUCCGGGCUUCGGGUUUUAUGCUCCUAUCCCCCGCAAUACCUUAGGGAGGCUCGAUGCCCUGGCCUCCCUCAGCCUUAGAUCCAAUCGCCUCUCGGGGGCUCUUCCCUAUGAUAUCCUCUCUCUUCCUUCCCUCCGCUACCUCUACCUCCAACGCAACAACUUCUCUGGCUGGGAUCUUCCAACCCCAUCCUCCUCCAUCUCUCUCUCUCCUCAACUCACCUUUCUCGAUCUCUCCUUCAAUUCCUUCCCCGGCAACAUCCCCGAUCAACUCUUCACCAAUUUGACCCGUCUCGCUGGAUUGAAUCUCCAAAACAACUUGCUCACAGGACCUAUACCUGAUCAACUCGGCCAGCUUCCGGCCCUCGUCCACUUAAACCUCAGCUUCAACAACUUGACCGGUUCCAUCCCACCUUCUCUGCAGCGCUUCCCCGCUUCCUCAUUCCUGGGAAACUCCUUACUCUGCGGAAGGCCCCUCAACCAGCAGUGCCGUGUUCCAGUUUCACCAUCGAUACCUCCUUCUUCCGCCGUACCAUCACCUUCUCCUUCUCUUGCUCCUCCUCCUCCUCCUCAUUCUUCUUUCGCACAGUCUCCUUUGCCAUCCUCACCGCCACCACCACCACCAGCUUCUUCUCAAAAGCAUAAUAAGUCAAAGCUAAGUACUGGUGCAAUUGUUCCCAUUGCACUCGGAGCUUGUGCAUUGCUGAUUCUCCUGGUCCUAGUAAUAGUGUUCCAAUGCUGCAUGAAUAACAAGAAAAGAGAUUCAGAAACAAGUGCUAGUGCAGUACUGGUGAAAGUUAAUCCCUUCCGCGGAGGAGGAGGAGGAGGAGGAAAAAUCCAUGAGGCGAAGCAGCUUAAGGAGGAGGGGGGAGGCUACUUGUCUAGGAGCGGCGAGGCCGAAAAGAACAAAUUGGUUUUCUUGCAAGGAGAAGGCAAUUUUGAUCUGGAAGACCUCUUGAGAGCGUCAGCUGAAGUACUGGGAAAGGGAGCUUCCGGGAAAACCUAUAAGGCAACCUUGGAGGAUGGGACUACUGUUGCCGUGAAGCGGCUCAAAGAAGUGGCGGCGGUGGUGGGAAGAAGGGAAUUUGAACAACACAUGGACAAUGUUUGGAGGGUCAAUCACCAUCACCACCCCAAUGUUGUCUCCCUUCGUGCUUAUUACUAUUCCAAAGAUGAGAAACUCCUCGUCUACGAUUUCGUCCCCUUGGGUAGCCUGUCCACAUUAUUGCAUGGAAAUAAGGAGCCCGAUGGAAGGAGAAGGCUGGAUUGGAAAUCCAGAGUAAAGAUUUCGCUUGGAGCCGCCAGGGGCAUUGCCCACAUCCAUUGUGUUGCCGGUCGGAAAUUGAGUCACGGAAACAUCAAGUCCUCCAAUGUCCUGCUCACCCAAGACCUGAGUGGGUGCGCCUCUGAUUUCGGUGUUACCCCAAUCGUGGGUUUACCUCGUAGAAGUACCGGAUACAGAGCACCUGAAGUGAGCGAGACGAGGAAAUACACUCAGAUGUCUGACGUUUACAGCUUCGGUGUGGUCCUGCUCGAAUUGCUAACGGGGAAAGCACCCGUUGUCCAACCAGCAGGGCAGGGGCAGGGGCAUGAUGGGGUAGUAGACCUAGCGAGGUGGGUGCAAUCUGUUGCUAGAGAAGAAUGGACGGCGGAGGUGUUUGACGCUCAGCUUGUCAAGAAUCCGGACAUUGAAGACGAAAUGGUGCAGAUGCUGCAGAUCGCAAUGGCCUGUGUAGCCAGGACACCCGACAGGAGACCCAAUAUGGAGCAAGUUGUGAGAAUGAUCCAGGAAAUACGGCAACCCGAUCCCGGGAACAGGCCUACAUCCGCCGAUUGACGACGAGCCCUGGAGAACCUGCUGUGGCACUUGCUACUAAUGAAUGUUCCCAUUCUAACUAUUAAGUUGUCUGCGAAGACCCCC
Molecule: messenger RNA, 2187 nt
Organism: Coffea eugenioides
Lineage: Eukaryota; Viridiplantae; Streptophyta; Magnoliopsida; Gentianales; Rubiaceae
Product: probable inactive receptor kinase At3g08680
Exons: 2
Coding region: 1-2103 (700 amino acids)
Biological process (GO): protein phosphorylation
Molecular function (GO): protein kinase activity; protein binding; ATP binding
Source: RefSeq, a predicted model, not a curated record